CUCUGAUCGACCAGUCUUUCGUACGAUAGAGACAGAGGACCAGUCUAAAUGUAUAGCACGGUUUUGCACAAAAAUUGACACUUACUGGCUUCCAUAGUGUCAUUACCUUAUUGUCCUCCGCAGAUCUUAUUGGUGAACAUGGUUCCACUGAUUGAUCUACAGUCCUACAACAUUUUGGUGACUGAGGAGUCGGUUGAAACGGCUACACUAAAGGUGAUAGCGGAUCAGAUAUGCCAAGCCUUUCAAGAAGUUGGGUUCGUGUACCUGAAAAACCACGGGAUCCCCCGAGAACUGAUUACAAACGCACUGUCGACGUCAAAGACGUUUUUUGAUCAGCCGAGGGAAAAGAAAGAGCAGUAUGCUCUGCAACCCGGCCAUUUCCAUGGGUGGAUUGCAUUCGAGGCGGAAAGAGUUAAUCAUGACAGACCAGUGUUUGACGCAAGGGAAGGAUUCAUCAUGAGGUUGCUAGAUCGCAAAGACCAGACUCUACCAGAAAAAUUGCCACCAGAAGUUGAUUCAGCAUGGAAACAAUUGCAUAACAGCUGUUUCCAGCUAGGACUACAUGUCUUGGACCUUCUCUCCAUUGGUUUGGGAAAAAAUAGAGAUUACUUGAGGCAGUGUCACAAGAAAAUUGGUUUGGCUGAUAACAUUACCAUGUUACGGGCCAACUACUAUCCUCCAUUAAAAGAAAUAAAACCCGAGCAGGCGAGAUGUGGAGAACAUUCGGACUAUGGCACUUUGACCUUUCUCUUCCAGGACGAGGUUUCUGGUCUGCAAGCGAAAGUUCAGGGCGGUGACUAUGUUCCGGUGCAUCCCACUGAAGACACCAUUGUCAUGAACCUUGGUGAUAUGAUGCAGAGAUGGAGCGCAGACAGAUUAAAAGCCACGAAACAUCGCGUGAUGGCGUCACCAACAGAUGUGCACCAGCUGAGACAGUCCAUAGCGUUCUUUGUUGUCCCUGACAACGACGCUCUGAUAUCGUGCACAGACGGCUCUAACAAAUACCCAGAUAUCAUUUGUGGAAAAUACAUCAAAUCAAGCUUCACCGCUAAUUUCCAGGAUGAUACAGAGAACUAAUUAAUACAUGUUGCAAUAUAAUGUAUGGGUUGUUGCCUACGUCAUACUGGAUUCUAAAAAUAUUUAUUUUAUUGCCUACUGUAUAUUUGCAAAAUAAUUGUCCUUUCAAACUUGAAGUCCCAAUCGAGGACCUACAUAUAUUUUUUCUACCAUAACAUACAUGUAUACGCUGUCUUUCACCUCAAUAGACUCACAGACUCUCAAAUAAAUAGCCAACAGUUGAUUAUAUACUUAACUUUUAUAUGUAGUGAAUAAAUCUAUUAACAAAAAUCUGUAGUACAUGUAUUUAUAUAAAUUAUUUAAAGUUUAAAAUACAAUACAAGGUAUUUUAGUUUUAUUAACCGAGUUUUCCAACGGAAAAAUCCGGCUAUUAAAAUGGUGAAAAUGGCGGGCGGCUGCCAAAAGGUUACCCUUAAUGUAAGGAUAAUUCCUCCUACAGUUUUCAAGAUAGGAAAUUGUUCUUUUGCAGAUCAAUUGUAUAUAUAUCAGAGGUGUGCAUAUUGCUAGGAUUUUGAUUUCUGAUAAUUUUUUAGAAAAAAAUACCAGCUUUUGAACUUAGUCAUUUUUUGGCAAAAUAUUGCAUAUAGGUACUCCAUUUCAAUGGAUACGGUAGGUAGUGUUUAUCAAUUCAGGGUUGACAUGGAUUAUGUAUACAGUUCACAUAAAAGAAAACCCGGUUUGCUGUCACAUUAACAGCUUUUCACCUUGUUCAUAUUAAUAUUUAAUCAAUUACAAAUGUUAUUACAUUAUUGUAUAUUAACAUGUACCCAAAUAAAACGAAAGUGUUUGA
This is a messenger RNA of Magallana angulata, 1867 nucleotides long. RefSeq lists its product as uncharacterized. The transcript is spliced from 9 exons. The record is from RefSeq and is a predicted model, not a curated record. The coding region runs from base 139 to 1077 and encodes 312 amino acids. Gene Ontology annotation, molecular function: dioxygenase activity. Lineage: Eukaryota; Metazoa; Mollusca; Bivalvia; Ostreida; Ostreidae.